Messenger RNA from Guillardia theta CCMP2712, 847 nucleotides. RefSeq lists its product as hypothetical. Bases 47 to 847 code for a protein of 266 amino acids. The record is from RefSeq and is a predicted model, not a curated record. NCBI's taxonomy places the organism in Eukaryota, Cryptophyceae, Pyrenomonadales, Geminigeraceae. The transcript has 2 exons.
AGAUCGGAGAGAAGAGCGUUUGUCAUUGACUUCCCCCUUCCCCGCCAUGAGCGUCUCCCUUUCGACAGCAGAGGAGACAAACUUCGAAGGAGUCGCCGCGUCCCGCGAUGGCAGCGAGACGCCCAACACGGCGAGCAGCGGCUCCUCGAACGAGCGGAUCAGGCGGUACAAGUGGAAUGGGCUGACGACGGCGGAGGAGCGAGAGACAGCGAAGGCGCUUAGGGUAGCGCGCGAGCUGAGAAAAUCCUCGUCGAUUGUGAACAAGUACAAUGAGGAGAGAAUGGAGCUGAAGCGGCAGCUGGAGGAGGAAAACGAGAGGAAGUACAAGGCGAAGGAGCUGCAGAAGAAGGAGAUGCUGCUCAAGUGGAGCAAGAAACUUGACAAGUCGAGCUUCCUCAUCGACCAGGUGGCGGAGAGCGAGAGGAUCGACGAGGAGCAGCGGGUGAAGCUAGAGGAGGAGGCGAGGAGAGCGAAGCUGUUCGAGGAGAGGAAGCAGAAGAUCAAGACCGAGAUCAUCCUGAAGGCGCUGGCGGAGAGCAACGACUUGGAGCAGCUGCGGCAAGAGAAGCGACUGAUACAGGAGGAGGAGAAGAGGUUGAGGAUUCAGCAGGGGCUAGAGAAGAGGGGGGCGGCGGACAAGAGGGCGGAGAAAAUGCGGGAGAUGCAGGAGGAGAGGAGGAGGAAGAACGAGCAGCAGUUCAUGCAGCAGAGGAACCGGUUGGCAAUGCAACAGGCGGAAGAGGAGCGGAGAAGGGAGGCAAUCCUUAUGAAGAUGCAGAUGAAAUAUGGAGAGAUUCCAGGGGAACCGAAGAUAGUGGCUCCAGGAGGCAGGAAUGACCGCAUGUAA